Messenger RNA from Drosophila gunungcola (fruit fly), 1824 nucleotides. RefSeq names its product casein kinase II subunit alpha (gene CkIIalpha). The transcript has 2 exons. The record is from RefSeq and is a predicted model, not a curated record. Gene Ontology annotation, cellular component: protein kinase CK2 complex; cytosol; nucleus. Gene Ontology annotation, molecular function: ATP binding; protein serine/threonine kinase activity. Lineage: Eukaryota; Metazoa; Arthropoda; Insecta; Diptera; Drosophilidae. The coding region runs from base 324 to 1334 and encodes 336 amino acids. Gene Ontology annotation, biological process: protein phosphorylation.
GGACAUUUAAAUCUUUGGAUUCAUAUGAAGUUAAAUGUAAAACCAAUAUAUACAUCAGUAAACUUACGUAUUAUAUAAAUUAGUGCAAAACUCUAAGGAACAUACCCUGCGUUCGAUUUCGAUUUUCCAUCGGACACCUACGGAAAGCUUUUUGGCGGCCGACUAUUUCUUAUGAUACUUCAAGAUUUGGACUGUUGUACAAUAUAAGUUUUGUUGCUAGGACCAAUCGACUGAAAACGGAGUCAGCUCACAAAAACAUACUGAUACACACCGAACGGAGUUUUGAGGCAGAAGAACAAAAAAAGGUCGAAUUUUUAAAAGAAAUGACACUUCCAAGUGCAGCUCGUGUGUACACAGAUGUGAAUGCGCACAAGCCAGAUGAAUAUUGGGACUAUGAAAACUAUGUUGUUGACUGGGGAAAUCAAGACGAUUACCAAUUGGUCCGUAAAUUAGGACGUGGAAAGUAUUCGGAGGUUUUCGAGGCUAUCAAUAUUACGACCACAGAGAAGUGCGUUGUUAAAAUUCUAAAACCUGUAAAAAAGAAGAAGAUCAAGCGUGAAAUCAAAAUUUUGGAGAACUUGCGCGGUGGAACUAAUAUAAUAACUCUGUUAGCUGUUGUAAAAGAUCCAGUUUCCCGAACUCCGGCGUUAAUUUUCGAACAUGUCAAUAACACGGAUUUUAAGCAACUUUACCAAACUUUAACUGAUUAUGAGAUUCGCUACUAUUUGUUUGAACUUCUUAAAGCCCUUGAUUACUGCCACAGUAUGGGAAUAAUGCAUCGCGAUGUGAAACCCCAUAAUGUUAUGAUCGAUCAUGAAAAUCGGAAAUUACGUCUUAUAGAUUGGGGACUUGCCGAAUUUUAUCACCCCGGUCAGGAGUAUAAUGUUCGUGUGGCGUCAAGAUACUUCAAAGGUCCCGAGUUACUGGUAGAUUACCAGAUGUAUGAUUAUUCACUCGAUAUGUGGUCAUUGGGUUGUAUGUUGGCGUCGAUGAUAUUUCGAAAAGAGCCGUUCUUCCAUGGCCACGACAACUAUGAUCAAUUGGUACGCAUUGCUAAGGUGCUGGGCACCGAAGAGCUUUACGCAUAUUUAGAUAAAUAUAACAUUGACCUAGAUCCAAGAUUUCACGACAUUCUACAACGCCACUCACGAAAAAGAUGGGAAAGGUUUGUUCAUUCUGACAACCAACAUUUAGUUUCUCCUGAAGCACUAGACUUUCUUGAUAAACUAUUGCGCUAUGAUCACGUUGACCGACUUACAGCUCGUGAAGCUAUGGCUCAUCCAUAUUUUUUACCUAUCGUCAAUGGACAAAUGAAUCCCAAUAAUCAGCAAUAAAUGGUUAUUUUAUUAUGAUGAAUACUGUGUUUUCGAGAUCGGGAUAGCAGCCAUUUAACAUUUAUGAUAAUAAUUAUGAAAAAUAUAAAAUCCGAAGAGAAAUAAAAUAAAUUAAGCAACUGUCUUAAAAAACAUUGAUGAACUGUUCGUAGAAGAAACAAACACCGACAUUAACCUAGUUCUUACAGUAAAACAACUAGUUUUGUAUAAAAUUCUACAAGUGGGAAUAAUAUAAAACAUUAUUUUAAGCAGGGAUUCCCGUACAUUGGUCUUAAAAUCUCAACAUUUUAGGCGUUUGGGUUUAAUGCUACUUAUUUUUUUUGAUUUUCAUUUUAAAAAAAUUCAAAAUGGUGGUCUUAGGUUUCUGCCAAUAAAGACCUUAAACAAAGCAGAUAGACGCGCCGUUCUUGUUACAGAUAACAAAAAUAAUUUCAAUUAAAACUUUAAGAAAGAUUCCUUAAUAAAAUUAAAUUCGACAUAUUAAACCAAA